Scatophagus argus is the source of this 2466-nucleotide messenger RNA. RefSeq names its product zinc finger protein 385D (gene znf385d). NCBI's taxonomy places the organism in Eukaryota, Metazoa, Chordata, Actinopteri, Scatophagidae. Gene Ontology annotation, molecular function: nucleic acid binding; zinc ion binding. The record is from RefSeq and is a predicted model, not a curated record. The transcript has 8 exons. Gene Ontology annotation, cellular component: nucleus. Bases 248 to 1555 code for a protein of 435 amino acids.
GAGAGGAGAGAGAGGAGAGAGAGGCAGAUCCGGAGGUCCACAGACAGCAGCGGCGUGCAGAGUGCAGCAUGCAGGCUGGCCAUUGACGCUGCUGUUGGAUUGAACACACACACACACACACACGCACACACACAUACACACACCCCUGAGGAGUGUAUGAGACAUGCCCAGGCUGCUGUCCAUGGACACACACACACCGGCAGGGCACCCGAGAGGAAAUACAGCCGACCCCCGAGCCUGAGGAGCGAUGGAGAGCAGCGUGUUCUUUGGUAACACAUGUCAAAAUGGCCUCAUGCCUGCCCUGGUGCGUCCCACCCUGCCCGCCGUCCAGACCUCACUGGGCAUGAAGCAGUUUUUCCCGUUUCCACUGGAUACGGCGUCAGCCAUCCGCCUCUUCCCAGGAUUCAACACGAUGGACCCGGUGCAGAAAGCCGUCCUCCAUCACACCCUCGGCCUCCCUCCCACCGCAAAGAGGAAGCACGUCUCCUGCAGCGUUUGCCAGCUGAGGUUCAACUCACAGAGCCAGGCCUUGGCCCACUACAAGGGGACCAAACAUGCCAAGAAGCUAAAAGCCCUGGACGCUCCAAAGAGUAAGCUCAAAGGCUCGGUGGUCACCAAGGAAACCACCAACCAGGAGAUCAGCAAAGGCGUCAACACCUCGCAGGUCCCCAACGGCACCGACAGGAAAGAUGCUGUUCCUGGAGCGGCACCCCUGCCCCUUUCCCCCGUGCUCAGACUGGCACAACCCUUGGCAUCGUUGAUGGCCCUUACGACGCCAACACCUGUGGCCCCGCUGAUGGUGCCAAAUACCACAGCAGCCCCGGAGACCAGCGGAGCUGCCGUGGGGGAUGAGGGGCCGUCAGAGCUCAGCUCCCCCUCGGAGCCAGACCUCGAGCCCGAGGCCGAACCCGAGGCGGAGACGGACCCGGAAACCGAGGAGGAGAAAGCUCGCCGUCUGCUGUACUGCUCCCUGUGCAAAGUGGCCGUCAACUCUGCGUCGCAGCUGGAGGCUCACAACAGCGGUACGAAGCACAAGACGAUGCUAGAAGCCAGGACGGGCCUGGGCUCCAUCAAGUCUUUCCCUCGGCCGGGAGUCAAAAGCAAACUGGCCACGUCCACGAAAUCGUCAACGGGCCUGCAGAACAAAACGUUUUACUGUGAGACGUGUGAUGUGCAUGUCAACUCAGAGACUCAGCUGAAGCAGCACAUCAGCAGCCGACGUCAUAAAGACCGAGCAGCAGGUAAACCAGCCAAACCCAAAUACAGCCCCUACAGCAAACCGCAGAAAGGCCAGACAAAGCAGCCGAUCAAGUUGUCCCUGGGUAAGGAGCGUCAGUGUCAGCCCCUGACUGCGCAGAUCAUACCGCCUCACCUGGCGGCAGUGGCAGCAGCCGCCGCCCUCAGCAACACUUUCACACACCGCACAAACCACGCCACUAACCACGCCCCGACCCCCGCCCUCUUCCAGACACAGGCCCUCCCCGCGGCUCUGCUCCGCCCGGCCCCUGGGCCUAUCAGGACCUCCCACCCACAAGUCCUAUUUGCCCCUUACUGACCCGUUUGACCCUUGCUGCUCCUUUCUAGGACCAAACCGUGUGCUUCGCCCAGACCAGGUCAAAGAGUCGCGGCGGCAUCUUUUGCUCCUUUUAUGCAUCCGGGAUGCUGAACAUCUUCAUGCUGUGAUCAGGUCUUUACUACGUCUCACAUUUAAAGCCGAACCAAACUGCAGCCAAGCAUCCGGCGCUUUCCCACAAAAGAUUUAUUUCUCCAGUGAAAACCCUGACCACAGCGUUCAUGCUUUCUGUGCUGUGCUGCAGCCCAUGACUCAUACACGGACCCCGGACUUGGACUUACAGUGUCCCGCAAUAAUGUAUAAGACUAACCCUGUGAACUAUGCAGUGUCAUUAUUUCAUGAUGCAAGGCACAGUUUGAGCUAAACAUACAGUGGGGAUAUGCUUUUUGUAACGACAGAGCGUGAGACUGAGAUCAUUGCUUUAGUGGAGGAUUACUGUCACUCAUAAUUUAAAAGGCUGUUACUGAUCAUGAGAGCAAGCAAGGCCCUCCUCUGUUCCUGUAUGCACUUUAAGCCCUUCCUCUGUUGAUGUCUACAUUAGAUGGCUAGACUGUGUUAGGUUGUUAGAGUACGUGCUGUAACGUGUGGUUUUUUUGUAUUUGUCCUUGCAUAUCUGUGUGUGUGUGUGUGUGUGUGUGUGUACGUCUGCACAUGUGCGUGUCCAUGAAUGUGUGUGUGUGUGUGUGUGUGUGUGUGCAUGUGAGAGAGAGAGAGUGAGAGCUUCUCAUCCACCAUAAGCCAUCCUAGUCAGUAUCCAGCACACAUUGUCACUGAACAUGUCUCGGGCCAGAGGGACCACAAAGGCUUUCUGUAUAUUAACUGUCAGUGUGUAAAAGAUGAACAAUUUCAAAUAAAAAGAGUCCUAAUUUGUUAAUGCUGGUGGUCCUUUGUGG